Molecule: messenger RNA, 1212 nt
Organism: Kockovaella imperatae
Lineage: Eukaryota; Fungi; Basidiomycota; Tremellomycetes; Tremellales; Cuniculitremaceae
Exons: 8
Coding region: 46-1212 (388 amino acids)
Biological process (GO): protein demethylation
Molecular function (GO): protein methylesterase activity
Source: RefSeq, a predicted model, not a curated record
GAUGCUUCGGGUUGAGCAGCGUGAUUCCAAGCCUACAUCGAGACCAUGUCUGACGUGUUUCGACAGUCCGUACUGAACAGGCUCCCUCAAGAGGCUACGAAAGCUCCUUGGUCUGAAGAUGAGGAACAAAAGGAGGAAUUAGAUGAACUGGGAUCUCUACCAGGUUCAUCAAAGAACAGGGAUCUCUCGCCAUUAUCAGCUGCAGGGUAUUUCGACCAAGCGCUCGAGGUGGAGCCACCAGGAAGCGAUACGACGUUCAGAGUCUACGUUUCAGAGCCGACGACCAAGGACAAGACAUACCUUGUCUGUCAUCAUGGUGCCGGGUCUGGAGGACUCAGCUUCGCAGCGCUUGCAAAGUACGUCCGGGAGGAGAGUAAGAGGGAGCUGGGACUGGUGGCUUUCGAUUGUCGGGGACAUGGUAAAGUGCCCUUGGCAAGCAUUCGAGCUAACGACUUAGGCAAGACGAGAGGUGGCAAUGACACUGAUUGGUCCCUUUCAACACUAGUCUCGGACUUUAUGGGUAUCAUCGACCACAUGUUCAAAGAGACAAAGCCCGCGUUUGUGCUCCUCGGGCACUCUAUGGGAGCUGCACCCGUUAUCUCUGCAGCACCUCUCCUGCUGCAGAAGGGGUACACGGUAUCUGGAGUGGUUGUCCUCGACGUAGUAGAAGGCACCGCAAUCGAAUCACUACCCCUGAUGAAGUCGAUAUUGGCCAAGCGACCGACUUCAUUCCGCUCAGUUGAAGAUGGCAUAUAUUGGCACGUCGCUUCCGCUACUAUACGCGAUACGGAAUCUGCACGAUUGUCCGUGCCGGCCUUAUUGGUCCCGGCGCCAAAUGUGACGAAUCCAGGACCCCAGAGCCGUCAAGUGUGGCGAACAGACUUGGGGGCAAGUGCUCCAUAUUGGUCUGAGUGGUACACUGGCUUGAGUAGCCGCUUUUUGAUGUCCAAAUGUGCAAGGUUACUCGUCCUGGCGGGACAAGAACGGCUGGACAAAGAAUUGAUGGUUGGACAAAUGCAGGGGAAAUUUCAGCUCGAAGUCAUGGCGGAUGUCGGGCACUACCUUCACGAGGUAGGAGCUCAUUCGCAGGACAAUCCGCGGAAAUUGGCCGCCAUUGUCGUCGCGUUCUGGCGAAGGAAUACAAGGAUCCUUGUGCUGCCCCCGAAGAUGGGAUCGCAGGGUGUGGUGGUGAAAAAGGUUGGGGAGAUGUAG